Molecule: messenger RNA, 918 nt
Organism: Nicotiana tabacum (common tobacco)
Lineage: Eukaryota; Viridiplantae; Streptophyta; Magnoliopsida; Solanales; Solanaceae
Biological process (GO): maturation of SSU-rRNA from tricistronic rRNA transcript (SSU-rRNA, 5.8S rRNA, LSU-rRNA)
Cellular component (GO): 90S preribosome; preribosome, small subunit precursor; nucleolus
Source: RefSeq, a predicted model, not a curated record
CUUCCAUCUUUUCAUCAGUUAAGAGUUCCCAAUCUUCAUCGUCUACUACAGCAGCCUUCAGGCUUUCAACCUUCUUCUUGCCAAUCGCUAUCUUCAUUAAAUUAGCAAUAAAUAUUCUUGCCCUAGCUUUUCAAGAGCAAAGGCCGCUGCUCUUACUACCCCGUCAAGCAUGGGGAAGACAGCCUCACGCGGAGAUGCAGCCGCUCGAGCUGAACGUAAAUUCGAAAAGAAGCUCGAGUUUUAUGCUAAGGUUAAACAGACAGUUACUUCAUUAGCUGCCCAGAAGUCUAUUACUAAGAAGAAGAAAGUAAGAAGUAGGCAAAAGAAAUUAAAGGCUUAUGAUCUUUCCGAGCUUUCGGAGUUUCUCCCAGAGUUCAAAGCCUCUCAGCAACCAAAACCUGCAGAGUUCAAGUUGAAAAGUAAAAAUAGGAAAAAUUUAGUGUUGACGGAAAGCAAUCAGUUUCAAGCAGUUGUUAAUCAUCCUGCUUUCCAGGCAGAUCCGUUGGGUGCCAUUCAUCAACAUCUUCAAAGCACGCAGCCGACCCUGGAUGAAAAGCCAAAAAGAAGGGAAAACAAAAAUGGAAAUAGAAAAGGAAAAAAGAAAUCUAAAGCCUCGGCCGCGCCACAGUCAAUGGAGAUAUAGUGUGCACUUCAACUUCACUUUCUUUUCUGCUUCUUCUAGUAAAGAUCCCCAUUUGCCAAAUUUUGGCGUGUUGGUCUGUGUUCAUAGUAGUUCAUAGUGCUAUACUAAAUUAGCAGCUAUUUACCGCUAUGAUCUUUCCUAGAAUGUGCAGGAAAAGCGAUUAAGGUAAAUCUUAUCGUUCUCUUGCCUUGUCAUGUAUCGGUCGAAUACCAUCAUUCAUCCGUUGAGUUAGUUGCAACUUGCAAAAGGUACGCAAAGAGCGUUACAUUAAAGUA